AUGAUGGCAACAAACCGCAUGGGGACAUCCCCACACGAGAUCUACGACGACCACCCAUCACUAUCAGCAUCGCUAGAGGACUUUGAACACAACGAUCGAUCACCGGUCUUCGGUCUACCGUCGCAACACUCAGGGUUCAAAUCUGAAGAGUCAGAGUCAGAGUCAGAAGAAGCUGUAUCCGAGGAACCAUGGUCACCGCCCGCAUGGAGACAGCAGAAUGCUGCUGGAGGCUGGUAUCGACAUCAACCCUAUCCACAAGACAAGAACCUCUUGAAAGCCUCUGCGAGUGCGUCGCGCUCGAGAGGUACCAGCCCGCAGUAUGAGAGUGCUCAGGAAGAGGAGGGAGAUAUUACAGUGCCUGCAAACAUACCACUGCCACGAGGCUCAAUGUCCCCAGUGAAGGAACGGUCGCCAAGCCCCUCCCCAUAUCCUGAGGAGGGGCAGGAAUUUGCUCAGAAAUUUGAAGAGACGGAAGAGGCAGUAGCUGCGCCGGAAAAUACAAACAAUUAUUUCCGAUUUGCUCUACGCGCAGAAGUACAACAGCGGACAGAGCCAAUUGAAGCUGCUCUAUCAUGGAUACGCACAUAUCUUACUCACGUCUCUAAAUCAUGGACCUCCCUCUCAUCCACCCUCCUGAUGCUAGCCCUUGCCUACAGCUUGCUUCGCCUUGUUACCCACACGCCAACGCAACCCCCAGUCCCCGACCUUGUCAAAGUUGCUGGUUUAGCCCGCUCUUUCGAACCCCUUAUCUUCUACUCGGAAAAUGGCGUCCGCCAAAUCGGCGACUUGCAAGAGACUGGCGUCGCGGUCUGGGACCUGGGAGAAUCGGUCCGCUACGCAAAUAUGACAUCCGCGCCCCUUAUAGUCUCCGAGCUCGACUCCCUCAGCGAGUCUCUUAAGACCCUUGCCAUUGAAUUAACCAAAUUCUUCGCAAAUGUAGACGGCGACAUCGACGGCAUACUAAUCGUCAUGGACUGGGCCAAACGCGAACUAUCAGCCCUCUCUUCCACCCCAUCUGGCUCCCUCAGCUCCGCUUUUACAAACAUCCACACUCUCCUCUCCCACGUCGGUGUCUUACAAAAUCCCUCCACUGGCCUUCCCACCCCGUUUGGCAAGCUAUUCACCACCGUCUUCGGCGCCACGAAUGAGCAACGUACAUCCCAAACGCUGCACCGCACCUUCAACGAGUUCUUAAACGUGCUCGAAGAAAGCAUCAAUGCCGAACUCACAUACUCGACCACCCUCUUCGCCCUCUUUGAGAACAUAGACCGCCAAUUCCUGAACCUGCAGCGCACCGUCAUCCGCGAAAGCGACACCCAAGAGCGUCUCGAGACCGAAUUUCUUAGCUCCCUAUGGACUCGCAUCGUGGGUCCCAAUCACACGCUACUACGCAAGUACGAGAAGAACAGACAACUCCUCGCCUCUGUCCGUCUGAAGACCACACAGAAUAAAUCCCUACUUGUCGAGCAUAACGGGAAGCUCGUGGCGCUGAAAGGCAAUCUUGAGACCUUGAGGAGGAAAUUGGUCAGUCCGCUUGUGAGGAGAGGCGACAGCAGCACGAUUGGUGUUCAAGAGCAGGUUCGGGGCUUGGAAGGGACGUACGAGCAUUUGAGGCGCGUGAGGGAGAACCAGAAGGGACGGGUGCUGGAGGUGCUUUAUGGAGCUGGAUCGAGGAGAAGUACGAUUGGUCGAGAGGGCGGGGUGGGGCAGAUUGAAGCGAUGUAG
Molecule: messenger RNA, 1725 nt
Organism: Letharia columbiana
Lineage: Eukaryota; Fungi; Ascomycota; Lecanoromycetes; Lecanorales; Parmeliaceae
Exons: 2
Coding region: 1-1725 (574 amino acids)
Source: RefSeq, a predicted model, not a curated record